This is a messenger RNA of Carya illinoinensis, 1535 nucleotides long. RefSeq lists its product as uncharacterized. The record is from RefSeq and is a predicted model, not a curated record. The transcript has 3 exons. The coding region runs from base 1 to 1116 and encodes 371 amino acids. Lineage: Eukaryota; Viridiplantae; Streptophyta; Magnoliopsida; Fagales; Juglandaceae.
AUGGAAUAUAGCAAUCCACAUUCCAUUUCACGUUCCAUUUCUCAGAUAAUAUUAAUAUUUAAACAUCUCCUUGCUUACUCCACAAUAUUUACUAGUGGUGUACAGAAACCGUUAAAACUGGCCGACACCGACGUGGAACGGCCAUUGGAAUUUGUGAAAUUUUUUUACGACAAUGAAACCGAUGGGGAUAUCGAUGAACCGAGGGGGUGCUACAGGAGGUCCCCAUAUUUGAGGACCUACUGUACAUCCGCAUCGCUCUCUCGCCCCAACGGUUGCCCCUUCCAGCCCGCGUCUUCUUCUCCCCCCCUCCCUCGCAACGCAUACAGGAAGCUGGCUCUCCAGCUCCACCCGGACAAGCUCGUCCAGUCCGGCUUCUCCCAGGCCGAAGCCACCGCUCGGUUCCAAGAGCUGGCCCACGCCUACGAGGUCCUCUCCGACCCCAAAGAGCGUGCCUGGUACGAUUCCCACCGCUCCCAGAUUCUCUUCUCCGAUCCCAGUUCGACCACCAACUCCGCCGUCCCCGACCUAUUCUCCUUCUUCUCCAGCACUGCCUUCUCCGGCUACUCCAACUCCGGUCGUGGGUUCUACAAGGUCUACUCGGAUCUUUUUGGUAAAGUCUAUGCCAACGAGAUCGAUUUCGCCAGAAAAUUGGGUUUGGGGCUGGACUCGGUCCGCGAAGCUCCUGUCAUGGGGGAUCUGGAGAGUCCGUACGCGCAAGUGACUGCGUUCUACAACUAUUGGCUAGGGUUUUCCACGGUGAGGAAGAAGGAGGAAGAGAGGGAGAGGAAGAGAGCGUUGGAGAGGGAGAGAUUGGAGAAGCUUAGGGAUUACGUGGAGCCAGAUUCCUCCAAACAAGAGGUGGUCCAGCUGAUCAAGCGCUUCGGGGCUUAUCUCACCAUCAAGAUUUCCAAGCUCCUCCCGAUCUCCCUCCAAAACCUGGAUUCACGAUCUGUUGGGGCCAUUGCGGGGCUUGCUGUUGCAAUAGUCUUCACUUGGAGGCUUUUGAGAUCACCUAGUCAACCUCAAAGAAGGCAACCCAAACGGCAAGCUGGUACACCCAGUAGUUCGGGUGCCAAUACCAAUUCAAAUCCUGGUUGGAACCGACUGGCAUAUUGACUCAAAUCCUGAAAUCAUUUCUCAGUUAUCUAGAUUCAUCAAAUAUCAUCUUCACAUAUCUCCUAACAGCCCCGAACGGACUGCUCCAAAUGUAUUCAGCACCCCAUCCUUGGAACAGUUCUUUGGAUGUGUCUAAGUUCUAACUCUGAAAACCAGAAAAAGAUGGUAAUAUAUUUUGGAACUUUUGCUAGGUUUGCCUUCUCUCCCCUAUGGAUUUUAUUCAUAACUUGGAGUUUCUGUUCGAUAAAAGCUCGAUGUUCUUUGUAUCCUCAUACGGCUGGUAUUCAGAUGAAAACUUGUAUUUCCUUCCCAAUGUUUUUAAGGGAGAGAAGUCUUCGUUGCUUGUAAUUCGUGUAAUAGAUUUGGUCUACAUCCGAACUUGAUCAUCGGAAAUCUCAUCAAAUGGAAGGUCUUUGUAA